CGUGGCAAGGUGAAGAGUUUCCCUAAAGAUGAUCCCAGCAAGCCUGUUCACCUGACCUCUUUCCUUGGCUACAAGGCUGGCAUGACCCACAUUGUCCGUGAGGUCGACAGACCUGGCUCAAAGGUCAACAAAAAAGAGGUGGUUGAGGCGGUGACCGUUGUGGAGACUCCUCCCAUGAUUGUAGUGGGUGUUGUUGGUUAUGUCAUGACCCCUCGUGGCCUGCGCUCUUUCAAGACCAUCUUUGCGGAGCACAUUAGUGAUGAGUGCAAGCGUCGCUUCUAUAAGAACUGGUAAGGCUUGGUUGAUGAAUUGAGUGGUUG
Sinocyclocheilus rhinocerous is the source of this 320-nucleotide messenger RNA. Its product is annotated as 60S ribosomal protein L3-like. Lineage: Eukaryota; Metazoa; Chordata; Actinopteri; Cypriniformes; Cyprinidae. The record is from RefSeq and is a predicted model, not a curated record. The annotation marks the transcript as partial. The transcript has 2 exons. Gene Ontology annotation, cellular component: cytosolic large ribosomal subunit; ribosome. Gene Ontology annotation, biological process: translation. Gene Ontology annotation, molecular function: RNA binding; structural constituent of ribosome.